UCAUUUAACCGAGAAACUCACUGACAGCCGCCGUCACCUGCCGAGCCGAGCGUGUUUGUGCUUCGGCCAUGCGGUAAAAGCGGGAAGAAACACAGAAACAGUGGAGGAUCUGUGAGCGCAAUGCAGAGUCCAGACAUGAACGGAUACACCGGAGUCACAGCGCAGUCCUCACAGAUAAACGGUCAUGGCUCACGGUCCCCAGAUAUUCCUGCCAAAAGGUCGGGUGGUAAAGCUCUGUAUGAGCAAAGGAAGAACUACACCAAAAACAGCAUCAACAGCCUGACGGACACGUCACAGUACCAUGUGGAGCAUCUGACCACGUUUGUGAUGGACCGUAAGGAGGCCAUGCUGACCAUCGAGGACGGCGUCAGAAAGCUGCGUCUGCUGGAUGCUAAAGGAAAGGUUUGGACGCAGGACAUGAUCCUGCAGGUGGACUGGAAAGCCAUCAGCCUCAUCGACAACGACAGCAAGAACGAGCUGGAGAACUUUCCUCUGGCCUCGAUCCAGCACUGUCAGGCCAUGAUGAACGCCUGCAGCUACGACUCCAUCCUGGCGCUGGUGUGUAAGGAGUCCGGCCAGAGCAAACCGGACCUGCACCUGUUCCAGUGCGACGACAUAAAGGCCAAUUUGAUCCACAUGGACAUCGAGAGCGCCGUCAGCGACCACAAGGGUGGGAAGGUCAAGAAGCGUCCGGAGGUGCUGAAAAUGAUUCUGAAGAGUGACGGGACCGUCCCUCCGCCCCCAGGAGGCCCCGCCCCCGAGCCUCCAGGAGCUGUCAAUCAAACGGAUGGCAAGAGCCGAGUGGACAGUUGGACUGCGUGGACCAAUAAGCAGCAGGAGCAUGAUCCACCGAGAGAUUACACAGAGCUGGAUGGCUCUCCUGAGAUGAGCGCAGCGCAAGUGGACAGAGAAGUGUGGAUAAAACACAUCCUGAAGACUUUCAGUCAGUUUGAUGGUUGUGUGAUCCAGACGUCUGGAGGAGUGGAUCUGGCUAAAAGCGUGAUCGUUCCUCUCCUCACCAGAGAAGCCACUGACUUCCUGCACGCGGCGGGUUCGGCGGAGGAGAGACACCUGUGGGUCACGCUGGGAGACGGAUGGACCAAAUGCAGGGUGGAGUGGCCGAAGGAUCACCCGUUUCCUCCGCACACGCUGUGUUUCCGGGACGGCUGGGAGCCGCCGGUGCUGGUGUCUCGUGAGCAGGACGUGGCUCAGCUGGCGGAGAGGCUCGGCGCGGUUCAGAGACCUGUGGACCAGCCGGUGGUCCAGGACUUCCCCGGCGCAGACGGGUACGGCUACAGUCACACUUCUCACAAGCGUUUGCACCUGCUGAAGCCAGACAUGGCCGUGGCUGCUUUUAAACACGCGGUCAGCCGUCAUGUAGAUAGGAACCUUGAGGCUCACAGCCGGACGCAGAGGAACUUUGCCAAAUCCAGAUACGACUUUGUGGCCAGAAACAACACUGAACUGUCUGUGAUGAAAGACGAGGUGGUGGAGGUGCUGGAUGACAGGAAGCAGUGGUGGAAGGUGCGAAACGGGUCGGGGGCUAUAGGAUAUGUGCCAAACAACAUCUUGGAGAUCAGCAGGGCAGUGGACAUGACAGGUCGCGGGGAGCCCAUCUAUAGCCACACCAUACAGCUAAUGAUGCCAAAAAAGGAAUUUGAGUUGUUUAAGCAAUUACUGGGCGAGUUAAACGAGAAGCAGCGCUCAGAUUAUGUGCCCAAACCGGCGGUGACGGAAGCCCCGCCCACCCCAAUGACAGCCCAACACAACAACAGCAGCAGCGAGAGCGACGGCGUGACCAUGAGAGAACAUCAGAGAGAGAGACCCACGCCCACCAGCCGCCGGAAGUCCAACAUGGAGGAGGUUCAGGAUGAGCUGAUUCACAGACUGACUCUGGGCCGCAGCGCUCAGAAGAAGUUCCAGGCUCCGUCUCGCUCCUCCAGCAGCCUGCCGGCGGUCAACAUCACGUACGACUCCAUGCCGGACGAGGUCAAGGCCUGGCUGCAGCUCAAAGGCUUCAGCGAAGUGACUAUCAACAGUCUGGGUGUACUGACCGGUGCUCAGCUCUUCUCUCUGAACAAAGACGAGCUGAAGACCGUCUGUCCUGAUGACGGCGCUCGAGUCUACAGCCAGAUCACCGUCCAGAAAGCCGCUCUCGAGAGGAGCUCCGCCUCGGAGCUGCAGGAGGUCAUGAGGCGGCGGCAGGAGAAGCUGGCGGCGAGCGAUUCCGGCGUGGAGUCCUUCGACGAGGGGAGCAGCCACUGACCUCUCUCACCUCUGUCACCUCUGACCUUUUACAGGACGCCGUGGAGCGCGCUCAGUUUGCCGCCAUAAUGCGUCGUCGCCAAGAACUCUUGGACCCGUCUGAUAACGGAUCGGAUGCGGACGAACAUGCGUGACGAGACGCGAGAAGAAGUUUGCUUUUUGUAGAGAUGUGAACGUUGCUGCAGCGUUCUCCGUAGGUUCCUGUGAGAACAUCAGAGCAGUAUGUAGUCUAGUGCCAUCGAGUUCUGCCUUCAUAAUCCAACAUCCU
Sinocyclocheilus anshuiensis is the source of this 2533-nucleotide messenger RNA. Its product is annotated as epidermal growth factor receptor kinase substrate 8-like. The record is from RefSeq and is a predicted model, not a curated record. Gene Ontology annotation, molecular function: actin binding. Gene Ontology annotation, biological process: Rho protein signal transduction; regulation of Rho protein signal transduction; positive regulation of ruffle assembly. Gene Ontology annotation, cellular component: vesicle; ruffle membrane; plasma membrane. Lineage: Eukaryota; Metazoa; Chordata; Actinopteri; Cypriniformes; Cyprinidae.